Molecule: messenger RNA, 576 nt
Organism: Epithele typhae
Lineage: Eukaryota; Fungi; Basidiomycota; Agaricomycetes; Polyporales; Epitheliaceae
Product: Arl8a protein
Exons: 12
Coding region: 1-576 (191 amino acids)
Biological process (GO): protein transport
Cellular component (GO): lysosomal membrane
Molecular function (GO): GTPase activity; GTP binding
Source: RefSeq, a predicted model, not a curated record
AUGGCUUCCCUUUUUUCCUCGUUGCUCCAGUGGUUCACCAGCCUGUUCUUUACCAAGAACGCCGAGAUAGCUAUUGUGGGACUUCAGGCGCGUUUCACCAGAGCCCUUUUCUGUGCAUCCGGCAAGACUUCCUUCGUGAAUGUCCUUGGCUCGGGGCAGUGGAGCGAAGAUGUGGUCCCAACUGUCGCAUUCAAUCUGAGAAAGAUCACGAAGGGAAACGUUACUCUCAAGAUAUGGGACGUUGCAGGCCAGCCGAGGUAUCGGUCAAUAUGGGAGCGAUACUGCAGUGGCGUGGAUGCUGUAGUAUUUGUGGUGGACUCCGUAGAUAAGGAGAAGUUCGAAACGGCACGCUUUGAGCUCCAUCAACUCCUCGCUCAACCUAGUCUGCACGGUGUCCCUCUUCUGGUGCUGGGAAACAAGAACGACAUCGAAGGCCAUGCACCUGUCCAGGAGCUGAUCAAAGCCCUUCAACUCGACAAGAUUACUGACAGACCGGUCUCGUGUUAUUCGUGUUCAAUGAAGAGCCAACACAACCUAGACAUCGUGCUGCAGUGGCUCUCUGGGCGAGGGCACUGA